AUGGCGCUGGAUUGGGAGUGCGGUAUCGUGAUAGGUGGGUAUCCCACUGCGUCAAACGCGUGUGGAUCAUCUGUCCGACGCAAAGGUUUUACGAGUUCUCAGGCUCGUGUGACACUUGCUAUGACAGGUCGAUUCCAAUCAAAAUCCCCAGCUCAAUGUAUCAUGGGUCGCGCCAAUUUUCCUGUGGAGAUCUUGGAGAACAUCGUGAACAUGGUUCACCACCAGUCUCACGAAGAAAAAGCAUCUACAACAACAAGAAAAUUGGAGCGGAUCUCACACUCUCUACAGGAAGGUUCAAAUUGUGAAGCAUACCUGGAUCACUAUAGCCCGCCAAUUCUUAAUACCUUUCAAAGUCUGGCCGCGGUGAAUAGAAGAUUUCACAGGCUUUGUCUCCCUGUGUUGUGGCAGCUAGUAAAAUCCUUUGAAUUCGAAAUAGAAGACUUGUUUAAAGAUGAAGAGCUUACAGAAGUUGAAAGAAGUGUUGAUGAUAACACAGAAGUUAAACCAUCCGACAGCACCCAAGAUGUGACAAGAAAUGGGAUUGGGCUGAUGAACAUUGAAAAGAUUUUCAAAUCUUGUUCUUGUUUAGAAUCAGUAGAAAUUGAUUUUCCAGAGGAUUUGUAUGACACAAAAUUGUUUUCUUCUUUCAUAUUCCGCUUGAAAGGUCUAUUUGGACUUAUCCCUCAACUUAAACAUUUGAAAGUAGGGGAUCUUGGAUAUGAGAGUCUUCCGAGGACAACUGUUGAUUAUCUUCUCAAGAAACUGCCGUCUCUUGCAUCAUUAGAACUGUAUUACUCUCGGUUUGGCGAAGUAGGAUCCACGGAAAAAUCCUUGGGAUGGAUCCUGGCCCAGCAUCAUAACCUUCGCCGAUUACGUCUUGAUGAUCUUGAUCUUGAAAUUUGCCGCGACUUGACUGCUAGCAUGGUCCAGAAACUACUCAGCGGGGCUGCUCCUUGUCUUACUAGAUUACAGGUCACAAUUGUGGAUUACUACGACGAAGAAGAUGUCGAUGGUCAGACUGAUCUCCCAGCUCUCGAACAGCUCAUCCUAGCUCAUCACUCAAGAAACUUUGAUCUAUUUGUAAGCUUUAAAGGCUGUAAAAAUAUACAAAUGAUCAAAUUAUGUCUUCCUGUCAAGAAGGAUCAAUGGAACUUGUUGAAGCAUUUUUUGUCAACACAUACAUGGCCUAAGCUCUCUGUUUUACAUCUUUGCAACUAUCAUCCUUACGUCCACGGGACCCGUGAUCACCGUCAUUGCAAGAAACUGACUAAGGACGACGUGGAUGAAAUUUGGAAUUCUUUCAAAAUCAAACUUGUGAUCAUUUGA
Messenger RNA from Melampsora larici-populina 98AG31, 1326 nucleotides. RefSeq lists its product as uncharacterized. The transcript has 4 exons. The record is from RefSeq and is a predicted model, not a curated record. The coding region runs from base 1 to 1326 and encodes 441 amino acids. NCBI's taxonomy places the organism in Eukaryota, Fungi, Basidiomycota, Pucciniomycetes, Pucciniales, Melampsoraceae.